AUGUCACAAGACAGCGCCCUCUCAAUCGCAGCAAGUAUCACGGGAAUCCUCACAUUUGUCGGCGCCGUGAUCGCAGGUUUCUACGCCUGAGCAAUCAGUCUCCGUUCAGCCAUAGAUACUCAGGCUGAGGUCUCAUACGUCCUAGAUCAGAUAGAGCUCCUGCAUAAGGAGACGUCCAUGUUGAACAACGCAUACUUGGCAUCGCAAAUCCGGCAUCCAGAUAGAAAGUACGGAACGGGGGACUUUCAAUAUUUCCAGAGACUUUACAAGGAGUCUCUCGACAAAUUGUCCGAAAUGGAUCGAAAAUUAGAGGAGAGUGCUGUGUCUGUUACUGGGGGUAAUGAUAUGAGAUAUAAUAAGGUAUCCAGAGUUAACUCAGCUGCGCUUUGGAUGGCUGCUCGGGAAAAGAUUCGCAGAAGCAUCAAACAACGAAAAGCAGAGAGCAACCGCACCUUUCAAAUACAAUUAGCCAUGUUAUCAGCGUGAGUCUACCUUCGCCAUGUGAAAGAGAAUCAAUUAUACCGGAUUCUGACAUUGGUUCUUCAGAAAAAUCGACGGACUAUCAUAUCAUCAAAACCAUCACAAUUCAACUUGCAACGUGAUCGAAGAAGUCGGAAGCCUUCGAAGGUAUUCACUCACCCUCCUUACAUAUUCAUCAAUUUCUUCCAGGCACAAGAACACGCCAAUAUAUACCCAGAAAUUGCUAAUCAAGUACAGCGGCGUACAAAGCAACAUUUUCCGAAUCAAAUCCAGUGACUCAACAGAUCCAACGCCUCGUGAAUACCAAAAGGUAGCCACAAACUCAGAUAAGGAGCCUCUCAUAACCGAAAUCUUAAAAAUAAGCUCAGGUCCCCUGCUUAAUGGAGGGGCAGGGUAUACCUUUGACGUACACAGCGGAGCCACAUAA
Hymenoscyphus albidus is the source of this 907-nucleotide messenger RNA. The record is from the annotation of a GenBank genome assembly. Lineage: Eukaryota; Fungi; Ascomycota; Leotiomycetes; Helotiales; Helotiaceae.